Molecule: messenger RNA, 2933 nt
Organism: Bufo bufo (common toad)
Lineage: Eukaryota; Metazoa; Chordata; Amphibia; Anura; Bufonidae
Gene: PHC2
Product: polyhomeotic homolog 2
Exons: 16
Coding region: 157-2460 (767 amino acids)
Cellular component (GO): nucleus; PRC1 complex
Molecular function (GO): zinc ion binding; protein binding
Source: RefSeq, a predicted model, not a curated record
CGGGCCCAGCCAGUGCUGGAUACAGAGAGGUACAAGGCUCAACCUGGCUGAUAGAUGAUGCUCCCUGCAGAUAGGAGGACUGCUGACAUGGGGCCCCUGCAGCCUCUUCAUGGUUGACGUCACUGCAGCCGCCGGUUGCACUUUUACACCACAAGGAUGGAGAAUGAGCCCCCAAACACCGCCACACCCUGCAGCAGCAGCAGUCGCCCAGUGAACCCCUCAGGACCGGCGUACAGCGGGAUCCCAGACCGCCAGACAGUACAGGUGAUCCAACAGGCUCUGACUCGCCAGCCCAACACAGCAGCGCAGUAUCUGCAGCAGAUGUAUGCGGCGCAGCAACAGCACCUAAUGCUGCAAACUGCAGCGCUACAACAGCAGCAGCAGCAGCAGCACCUGAACAGCACGCAACUGCAGAACCUGGCCGCAGCGCAGCAAGCCCAGCAAGCCAGCCUGGCGGCAAGCAGAGCUCCCCCUGCUGUCAGCUCCUCACAGCAGAAUCCAUCCCAGCCACUGACGCAGAUUAGUCUCACCACCUCUCCUCAGAUCAUCCAGCGUCCACAGACUGUCAGCUCCGCACCUCCACCAUCCUCAGGUAUCACUCAGCAGGCUGUGCUCCUGGGAAAUGCUUCAUCUCCAGCCCUGAGCACCAACCAGGCACAGAUGUAUCUGCGAGCACAAAUGCUGAUCUUUACCCCGACUGCCACUGUGAGCAACAUCCCAUCUGAGGUCAGUCCAGGAUCCACCACUCAGGUACAGAAUUUUGCAGUGCGAGGAGGAGGCACAACCCAGUCACAGUUUCCCAGUCUAGCCAUGAAGCCAGCCACAGCCACCAUUAACCCUCACCCAGUGACAACUGCAGCACAGACCAAAACGACACAAAGUGCGACCUCAGCUGAGAGCCAGAGCGUGGACAGCCGGGUGACAGCAAGCAAGACCCUGGUACCCGUGACAGCGCAUCCGCUCAUCACUCAAGCCUGCUCCCCGCAGCUCGUACAGCCACAGAAGCCGCUGCAUAUUCAGCCUCGCCCGAUACUGCCCCUCACCCAGGUCAGCUCAUCAGCCCAGUAUCUGGGCUCUCCACCCAUCACAUCCCUGGCAGCGCUGGAACCGCCAUCCACAUGUGCCGAGACCAAUGGGCACAGACAGAGCCCGUCCUUGUGCGCCAGCCUCGCAGGACAUGAAGUGACCGUAGCCCGCAAGCUUGUCCCAGUCACCUCGGCGGUCAUCUUGCAGAUCCCGGCUGCUCUGGGCUCGACUCCUCCGACCGCAACCAACGUCUACAAACAUUACUCGUCUAUCAGCCCGACCCUGGUGAAGGCGCCAGUCCAUGCCGCCGCUGUGUCCAUCAACAGAGCUCCAGACCGUUACCAGGCUCACGACUCCGCUUACACAGGCGUGCCAGCCUCUGACUCUUGCCCUCCACUGGACAUGACAUCAGGGAAUGGUUCAUCUCCUAUUCCAGCCGCCGCCACCGGCAACACCCACCAGAACGGUGAGAACAAACCGCCGCAGGCUGUGGUCAAACCGCAAAUCCUCACUCAUGUCAUCGAGGGCUUCGUGAUCCAAGAGGGAGGCCAGCCGUUCCCGUCGUCGCACAGGAGCCGAGCUGUCCUCGAGGUGGGGCGCUCUUCUCUGCUUGUGGGACCACAGGAGAAGCAUCAGCAGGUACCUCUUCCAGAAAAAGUACCCCAACAAGAAACAAACACGACAACCACAACAACAGACUCUGAGAUGGAGGAAACCUUUGUAGCAGCAUCCAAAGAAGAAGGUGAUCCCCCCAAACUGAAGUGUGAGCUCUGCGGUCGAGUGGACUUUGAGUACAAAUUUAAACGCUCUAAGCGGUUCUGUUCUAUGGCAUGUGCAAAAAGGUAUAAUGUGGGAUGCACUAAACGUGUUGGCCUAUUUCAUCCUGACCGCAGCAAGCUACAGAAACCUGCAGGAGCCAAGCACUCGUGGCGGAGAUCACGCAAGGGCAACCUGCAGAGUCCGGGCACGGAAAGCACGAUGCAGAUAUCUGAACCCAUCACACCCAUCAGUAUAACGCCCCAGACUACUACCUCCAACCUCAAACACAGCAACAGCCAGGAGGACUCCAGCCGCUACUCCGACAACUCCAGCUAUGAAGAGCCAUUAUCUCCCAUGUCUGCCAGCUCGUCCCUCUCUCGCCAACGUCGCAACGAUCGGGGACUGGAGCUGACGGACCUGCAUAGGGGAGACCUGAUAUCGGUGAACCACAACUUCUUACCAAGUGACCCAGCUAAGUGGAAUGUGGAAGACGUCUACGAGUUCAUCCGGUCCUUGCCAGGUUGUCAGGAGAUCUCUGAAGAGUUCCGUGCACAGGAGAUUGAUGGCCAGGCCCUGCUACUCCUCAAAGAGGAUCAUUUAAUGAGCACCAUGAACAUUAAACUGGGGCCAGCCCUAAAGCUGUAUGCCCGGAUCAGCAUGCUGAAAGAUUCCUAACCGUUGGGGUGACUCCUCCUCUUCGGAUACUGAACGGAGCAGUAUCUGGACCGAGGAAGCCGACAUCUGCAGGGGUAUUGUGAUAACCAGGAAUUGACAUGGGCUGGGAACUGCGUUAUUUAUAGGAGUUUUCCUCAUUUUGUAUAUUUUUAUGACCAAAUACUCUAUUUUAUAAGGAUCCUCACAUUUUUCAUCAAAAAUGAAUUUGUAGAUUUGUACCUGCCUGAUAUUUCAUUUAUUUUUUUUUAGAAGCGUUUUUCCGCAUUUUCCUCACAAAGGUCCGGCCUCAUUUCCUGCAGCAGUGAGGUCCCAGCGAGUACGACAAUGGGAUCAGUGGUAAAAAGGGGCGAUGGCGGUGACCACUCCCAUCGUCUUCUACUUCAUUGCAAUUCACAUUGACCUCUACAGGUGAAACUCGAAAAAUUCGAAUAUCGUGCAAAAGUCCAUUUAUGUCAGUAAUGCAAAUUAAAAGG